Messenger RNA from Erythranthe guttata (spotted monkey flower), 1238 nucleotides. NCBI's taxonomy places the organism in Eukaryota, Viridiplantae, Streptophyta, Magnoliopsida, Lamiales, Phrymaceae. The record is from RefSeq and is a predicted model, not a curated record.
ACUCCCACAAUUUUCGAUCUAAUUUCACCAAGCUAGGGUUUUCAAUUUUCAUUCAUACCCCCAAAUUCAGAAUUCAAAUUCCAAUGGCGUCGAACGACCAUCUCGAUGACGAAGAUGAUUUCGGAGGCGAUUUUGCCCGGGGAAAUACCGCAGGGCGUCAAGGUGUUAAGAGAAACUUUGGAGUUAUUGACGAUGAGGACGAUGAUAUUUUUGGGUCAAAAAAGGCUAACCUGAAAGUAGAGGAAACUGCGCCUGGAUUGGCAACUGGGAUGAUUUUAUCUCUUCGUGAGAGUCUCAAGAAUUGCCAAGACGAGCUCUCAAAUUGCCAGACAAAACUCGAAGAUGCUAAAUCUGAGAUUCAGAAGUGGCGCUCAUCUUUUCAGAAUGAAUCCUUUGUACCCCCAAAGCGCAACUCCUGGUUUGAACCAAGAUUUGUGGUCAGCUACCUUCAGACUCUGAGGUCCUCUGAGGAGUCUCUGCGAGAGCAACUUGAGAAAGCAAAGAAAAAAGAAGCUGCAUUCAUCGUUACAUUUGCAAAACGGGAGCAGGAGAUAGCUGAGUUGAAGUCUGCUGUUCGAGAUUUGAGAGCUCAGCUGAAACCUCCAUCAAUGCAGGCAAGGAGGUUACUGCUGGAUCCAGCUAUCCAUGAAGAGUUCACAAGAUUGAAGAAUUUGGUGGAAGAGAAGGAUAAGAAAGUUAAAGAGUUGCAAGAUAACAUAAAUGCUGUUAGUUUUACCUCACAAAGUAAAAUGGGAAAGAUGAUAAUGGCAAAAUGCAGAACUCUGCAGGAAGAGAAUGAGGAGAUCGGUAAUCAAGCUAAUGAAGGAAAGAUACAUGAGCUCGGAAUGAAACUUGCUUUACAAAAAUCUCAAAAUGCCGAACUAAGAAGUCAAUUUGAAGGAUUAUUCAAGCAAAUGGAUAAACUCGCUGGUGAUGUUGAUAGAUCGAAUGAGUUGGCGGUAAUCAUGCAAGAGAAAUUAGAAGAAAAAGAAAACGAGAUACAGAGACUGAAGCACGACAUGGAAAAGAAUAAUAGCCUUGUAGAGGAGGAGCAGACUGUGUUAGCUGUUGCUGCUACUGAUAGUGUUGAAGGUGGUGAUGCGAUUGUUGAUGAAGUCACUCCAAUUAAAGUGAAAACUGAAAUUGAAAGUCAACUUGACUAAUUUUGUAAUAAUUACUAAUUAGAGCACGUUUUUUUUAGAACAUUCUUUUUUGUUGUGAGAGAACUUUACUUCUUC